AACAGCAGCCAGAGCCUGAAGAAGUCAACUCCAGGGCGGAGGAAAGGAAGCAGAAGGCUCGGCAUCACCCUACGCUCGGCAAGAUGGGUGACUGGAGCUUCCUGGGGGAGUUCCUGGAGGAGGUCCAUAAGCACUCCACGGUCAUCGGCAAGGUCUGGCUCACUGUCCUGUUCAUUUUCCGCAUGCUGGUCCUAGGCACGGCUGCUGAGUCCUCCUGGGGAGAUGAGCAGGCUGAUUUCCGGUGUGAUACCAUUCAGCCUGGUUGCCAAAAUGUCUGCUACGACCAAGCCUUCCCCAUCUCCCACAUUCGCUAUUGGGUACUGCAGAUCAUCUUUGUGUCCACACCAUCGCUAGUGUACAUGGGCCACGCCAUGCACACUGUGCGCAUGCAGGAAAAGCAGAAGUUGCGGGAUGCUGAGAAAGCUAAGGAGGCCCAUGGCACUGGUGCCUAUGAGUACCCGGUAGCCGAGAAGGCUGAGCUGUCCUGCUGGAAGGAAGUGGAUGGGAAGAUUGUCCUCCAGGGCACCCUACUCAACACCUAUGUCUGCACCAUUCUGAUCCGCACCACUAUGGAGGUGGCCUUCAUCGUGGGCCAGUACCUGCUCUAUGGGGUCUUCCUGGACACCCUGCAUGUCUGCCGCAGGAGUCCCUGUCCCCACCCAGUCAACUGUUACGUCUCGAGGCCCACCGAGAAGAACGUCUUCAUUGUCUUUAUGAUGGCUGUGGCUGGGCUGUCUCUGUUUCUCAGCCUGGCUGAACUCUACCACCUGGGCUGGAAGAAGAUCCGACAACGCUUUGUCAAGUCACAGCAGGGUGUGGACAAGCACCAGCUUCUCGGCCCCUCCACCAGCCUAGUCCAGAGCCUCACUCCUCCCCCUGACUUCAAUCAGUGCCUAAAGAACAGCCCCAGUGAGAAAUUCUUCAGUGACUUCAGUAAUAACAUUGGCUCCCAGAAGAAGCCAGAUGCUCUGGCCACUGAGGAAGUGCCAAACCAGGAGCAGAUUCCUGGGGAAGGUUUCAUCCACAUGCACUAUGGCCAGAAGGCUGAGCAGCCCAGUGGAGCCUCUGCAGGCCACCGGCUUCCUCAGGGCUACCAUAGUGACAAGCGCCGCCUUAGUAAGGCCAGCAGCAAAGCAAGGUCAGAUGACCUGUCAGUGUGACCCUCCUCCUAGGGAGGGCCUGUCCCAGGAGGGAUCUAAGAAGUGUGAGGCAGGAAAGAAGCAGCCUCUCACGACUGUCAGACCCUCCUCAGCUCCACUCCUUCUGUCCUGGGUCUGAAUGGCAUUGCAUAUUAUCCUCAAAAUUAACAGUUCUGAGUAUUCUCAAAGACUGGGCUACUCCUCAAGUCCCAUCCCUCCUCAUCCUCUAUCAGUAUUCACAGCCUUUCAAGUGAUUUAUUGAAUAUAGUGGAGGCAGGAAUGGGAACCAUGGCAAAAUCUGGUCUGUGGAGGACAGACAUGAAGAUUCAACACUAGCAACACAACAGAUAGACCCCUGCCCCA
Molecule: messenger RNA, 1502 nt
Organism: Arvicanthis niloticus (Nile rat)
Lineage: Eukaryota; Metazoa; Chordata; Mammalia; Rodentia; Muridae
Gene: Gja5
Product: gap junction protein alpha 5
Biological process (GO): heart development; atrial cardiac muscle cell to AV node cell communication by electrical coupling; cell-cell signaling
Cellular component (GO): connexin complex
Molecular function (GO): gap junction channel activity involved in atrial cardiac muscle cell-AV node cell electrical coupling
Source: RefSeq, a predicted model, not a curated record